CGCUACCAAAUGGACGUUCCUGGGUUAACAACCGUGUUAUUCAACUCUGCUGCAAACACAUUUUGUUUCUUAACUGUGCUGCUUGACUGAUAACGGGGACAACGAGAAUAGCUUGAUGAACCGUUGCAGACGAUGAGAUUGCUGUUACGGACCCAGACCCUGUACAUACCAUCUAGAAACAGAACAUUCUCAGGUGUGUUGAACUUUGUCCCUUCCUGCAAUACCACAGAUGUUCAGUCUGUGGAACAACUGCAGGCGUUUGUGUCCCGGGCCAGACGCCUGUUUGUCAUGACUGGUGCAGGACUGUCCACAGAGUCUGGGAUUCCUGACUACCGCUCUGAGAAAGUGGGACUGUACGCACGCACCAGCAGACGCCCUAUGGAGCAUAUAGAGUUUAUACGCAGUGCUAAGUCCCGUCAAAGAUACUGGGCUAGAAACUUUGUUGGGUGGCCCCAGUUCUCCUCACAUCAGCCCAAUACUGCACACACAGUGCUGCAGCAGUGGGAGCAAAGAGGCAAACUGCACUGGCUGGUCACACAAAAUGUAGAUGCUCUUCAUUCAAAGGCGGGACAAAAGAGGCUCACAGAGCUGCAUGGAUCUACUCACAGAGUGAUAUGUCUUGGUUGCGGUGACAUUUCUGCCCGGGAAGAUCUUCAAAGGCGUUUUGAAGCUCUUAAUCCAGACUGGACAGCACAUGCAGGAGCAGUGGCACCAGAUGGAGAUGUGUUUUUAGAGGAUGAUCAGGUUCUGCAUUUCAGAGUCCCCUCCUGCGAGCAUUGCAGAGGUGUACUCAAGCCUGAUGUUACAUUUUUUGGUGACACUGUGAGCAAAACAAAAGUGCAGUUUGUCCAUGAAAAACUUGUGGAUUCAGAUGCUGUCCUUGUUGUUGGAUCUUCCUUACAGGUUUACUCAGGUUACAGAUUUUUACUGGCAGCAAAUGACAGAAAAAUCCCUGUUGCUAUUAUCAACAUUGGAUCAACAAGAGCUGACCACUUGGCUCAGAUCAAAGUCAGUGGUCGUUGUGGAGAAGUGCUAUCUCUAAUUCAACCUUUAUGAUCACAGUGGACUUGAACUACAUCAUAUUUAUUUACUGAUUAGCAACUGUAUUUCUUAUCCUACUGGAGUACAUGCAAAAUUAUGCAUUUUAAAAUGUGUAUAGAUCAGGUAAGCAAUGGAACUUUUGGUAGAGACGUUUAAAAGUACAGUAAUACCAUAAAGGUUCAGUCACCUGGAAAUAAAUAUUUUCAUGCAAAUAAAAUAUAUUUUAUAUAUUUAAAAA
Molecule: messenger RNA, 1279 nt
Organism: Boleophthalmus pectinirostris (great blue-spotted mudskipper)
Lineage: Eukaryota; Metazoa; Chordata; Actinopteri; Gobiiformes; Gobiidae
Gene: sirt4
Product: sirtuin 4
Exons: 4
Coding region: 133-1056 (307 amino acids)
Molecular function (GO): NAD-dependent protein lysine deacetylase activity; NAD+ binding
Source: RefSeq, a predicted model, not a curated record